AUGUGGUGCAGCAUGCCGAAAAUCCUUUUGGGAUUGCUGUCGAUUCGGGCAUGGAUCGACGGUGUCGAAGCCUUCUCUUGGGAAGGUGUCGAAAGGAGAGCAGACACCCCCCGGUCUGUGGAGGAACAUUUGGUCAACCCCUCGGUUGUAGUUCACGACGCAUCACGCUUGCCGAAUGUCUACGCCGUCGCCAUGCAGGAGCUCCAAGAACUCGAGUCGGAACCUCUCUGCCAUCGAAUCUCUGCUCGACUCCUGGUCAACAAUUGCCAGCUGUUGGAAGGCAAAGACGACGCCACCGUUCUCACCGACAGCGGCAGACAAAUUCGUGACUUUGUGGACUCCUAUGCCGCCAGUCUUGCUAUCUGUGAUCUGGAGAGAGGCAGUUUCGUCAUUCCGUCUGGAUGUGCGCCGUUCAGAGAACAUGCUCUAGCUAACCUACCGACCUCCAAAGUUGCUCAGCUUCACGUCUCACCUCGGCAGAUAGAUUCGUGUCUCUCGGGGUUAGCCAAGUCCGACUCUGCGUGGAAUACUUGGGUGAGCUACCGUCAUAAGGCUCUCAGAUUCUGCGAAGCUGCUCGCGCAGAUAAUGACAAAGCACAGAGCAUUCGUCUAUACCAACGUCUCACCGAAGUCCUCUCAAAACUGUCCGAGGGAGUUGAACAAGAGCUUGAAGCCCACCUACAUGCGAUCAAUUUGAGAGCAGCUGAGACUACAGAGCAGCUCCGCCAAAUGAACCCAGACAUCGAUCAGUUGCGAAACAGCUUACAAGACCUGGACAGAUAUGUUUCUCAGGACGUGAUGCAGAUGGUACAGGCAUCAAAUUCUGCGAUGCGAGGCGGCCUCGAGGAUGCCCAGAACCUGCAACAGCUGCUGACGGUGCUCCUCAAAACGGUCCUUAGCAGCAACGCCGAAGUUGCAGCAUCGCAUGAGCUGGCACUGACAGACUUCAAAGAACGAACUGGAAAUGAGGUCGCGGCUGUCAUGGCUGCUCUCACAACAGCUAUAGCAUCGUCUACAUCCCUUCAUGGCCAGUUGGAACUAUCCCACAUUCGAGCGAUUGAACUAGCUCACCGACAAGAUAGUCUUGAGAAAGGAUUGGAGAAACUCCUAGACAUUACCGAUGACAUUUCCUCGAAAUACGAAUCACACUCUGAUAAGCUUUCACACGUGAACCAGAUUUCAGAAGACCUGCUGGAUACACUUGACAAUAUGGCUUCAUCGACAUCAGAAGUUCGCGGUUCUUUCCAUCGACCGGGUUGGACAAGUUGGGUGCCAUAUGUGGCGUGCCCAGCCGCGUCUUUACUCAUGGGAUCUUACGGUCUUCCACCAUCAGCAGUGAGAAACCUCGGACUAAUUGCGCUCGGCGAACUUGCUGGCUUCGUCGUGUCUUAUGCCAAAUAUCUCUCGCCGGGUAUCCUCGAGGCUGAUCAGCAUAUAUCUCCAAUUAUUGGCGCCAUGAACAAGACCUUCAUUUCCACGGCGUCCCCAAAUUAUCUUUCCAGAGAUCUGUCGCUAAUUCAACGCAAUAUCCGAGGAUCGACGACGACUUGA
Colletotrichum costaricense is the source of this 1551-nucleotide messenger RNA. RefSeq names its product nuclear membrane fusion protein Kar5. The record is from RefSeq and is a predicted model, not a curated record. Lineage: Eukaryota; Fungi; Ascomycota; Sordariomycetes; Glomerellales; Glomerellaceae. The transcript is spliced from 6 exons. Bases 1 to 1551 code for a protein of 516 amino acids. Gene Ontology annotation, cellular component: endoplasmic reticulum membrane. Gene Ontology annotation, biological process: karyogamy involved in conjugation with cellular fusion; nuclear membrane fusion involved in karyogamy.